Molecule: messenger RNA, 408 nt
Organism: Dovyalis caffra
Lineage: Eukaryota; Viridiplantae; Streptophyta; Magnoliopsida; Malpighiales; Salicaceae
Source: the annotation of a GenBank genome assembly
AUGAAGUUCGCCGCACAGUAUCACCCCGCCUUGGAAAUAUCAAAUAUUAGUUGGCCCACACGGAGAAAAGUCCCGUUGAUAUGGUACGAGAGAGGUGACGCUAGUGGGGACAAUGGAAAGGGGAAAAGAACUGAAGAGCGUGAUGUGGGCCAGUCUAAUGCUGUCGGCAAAUGGGAAACGAAUUGCUCUAUCUACAUCUCGUCCUCUCUAUGCCCAACAACAAACAUCAUCUCUCUCCAACCCACCGUAGACGCGGCAAAACACGUAAAAAUCUUCACAUCCACGCAGAACGAAGGAACAAGAUCAUUUAAGCACACCCACAUCUUCGCGAGAAAACUUCAAUCUAAUCGGAAACCUAUAAAGUCAUUCUCCAUGGAGUGUCAAAUUUGCAAUCUUUUUUUCAAUUAA